AUGCUUAGUAGAGUGAUUUUCCUUCUGGUUCUCUCAGUUGAGUCGUCCGCACUGCUGAAAGGGAUGAAACCUCUGACCAUUAGUGGGGAACAACCUGUUUGGAGGGGGUUUAUAUCCACAGCAAAACAGGCUGAACUGCAAAACUACAACAAUAAGCUACGGAAGAACUGCAAAACAUAUUUGCAAUUCUCUUCAAGAGAAUUGGCACUCCUGACAUGCAAAGGACCCAGGGGUCCAGGGGUAACUGUUACAGGUUCAUGGGUGCGACAAGGAACAAUAGACAGAGGACACAGGAGUCCAGGGGGAUGGUUGAUGGAGAUCAAGAACAAUAAACCUAAGCCAAAGGGGGUCAGGGGAAGUGUUCCAGAUGUGUUUCAAGUGUGGGAACACGGGAAAAGACUAUCUUAG
Messenger RNA from Tremella mesenterica DSM 1558, 408 nucleotides. RefSeq lists its product as uncharacterized. Bases 1 to 408 code for a protein of 135 amino acids. The transcript has 4 exons. The record is from RefSeq and is a predicted model, not a curated record. NCBI's taxonomy places the organism in Eukaryota, Fungi, Basidiomycota, Tremellomycetes, Tremellales, Tremellaceae.